Messenger RNA from Cokeromyces recurvatus, 878 nucleotides. Its product is annotated as Maleylacetoacetate isomerase. The record is from RefSeq and is a predicted model, not a curated record. The coding region runs from base 40 to 726 and encodes 228 amino acids. Gene Ontology annotation, molecular function: maleylacetoacetate isomerase activity; glutathione transferase activity. Gene Ontology annotation, biological process: glutathione metabolic process; L-phenylalanine catabolic process. Gene Ontology annotation, cellular component: cytoplasm. NCBI's taxonomy places the organism in Eukaryota, Fungi, Mucoromycota, Mucoromycetes, Mucorales, Mucoraceae. The transcript is spliced from 6 exons.
CUUCCUUUCUUUCUUUCCCAUCGUACAUAUAAUAUUAAUAUGACCGAUAGAACAUCACCUCAACCUAACAAUAAACCAAUAUUAUAUACUUCUUAUGUCUCUGAUACAUCAUGGCGAGUAAGAAUUGCAUUAGAAUGGAAAGGAAUUGACUAUGAAGCUCGUUAUGUCGAUAUAAAGGCUCAAGAAUACUUAUCUGAAGAAUAUUCGAAGCUUAACCCUAACCAAAAAUUACCAUGCUUUAUCACGAAAACUGGUAAAGUUUUGACUCAAAGUCUUGCAAUCAUUGAAUACCUUGAAGCAAUGUAUCCAGAAAGACCAAUGCUACCGAAAAGUCCCUUUCAUAGAGCCGAGGCAUGGUCGCUUGCUUUAGAUAUUGCUUGUGAUAUACAACCUAUUCAUGCAAGAAGAGUAUUAGAACUUAUUGAUAUUACAUCGGAUAAAUGUGAUGAAUUUGCUCAUAAAAUAUUCCAAUUAAAAUUUGAAGGUUUAGAAAAACGAUUGGAAGACAUAUCCGGUACAUAUUGUGUAGCUGAUCAAAUUUCUGUUGCAGACUUUUGUUUAGUUCCUAUGGUCUUUAUAGCCACAAAGUUCUUCAAAAUUGAUAUGAAAUCAUUCCCUUAUAUUACUAGAAUUCGUAACACGUUAAUGACGUUACCAGAAUUUCGAAAUACACAUCCAUAUAAUCAAGCGGAUUGUCCGUCUGAAUAUAAGGGUAUUAUUCAAUAAAACGGAAUAAAAUAUGUAUAUAUUAAUAUAUAAAUAAAUAAAUCAAAAAAGAAAAGUAUUCAGCACUAUCUUUUAUAUAUACAAAACGUAAGGGUAUUACUAAAUGGAUUUUUUUUUAACAUUGUUUUAAAGAAGGCAGAAUCUUUGAAAUU